Messenger RNA from Aphis gossypii (cotton aphid), 945 nucleotides. RefSeq lists its product as uncharacterized. The record is from RefSeq and is a predicted model, not a curated record. Bases 4 to 945 code for a protein of 313 amino acids. The transcript is spliced from 7 exons. Lineage: Eukaryota; Metazoa; Arthropoda; Insecta; Hemiptera; Aphididae.
GUGAUGCAGUCCUCGCGUACGCCUGGUUUUUUAAUACCAGCAGAUUGUCGAAACUCAAGACAAUCCAAGUUGAAACACCUGAAACGCUACACAGUAAACGGGUUGUUUGCAUUAGUGACAUGCGUGUUGAUGUACAGAGACUGGGCCACUUCCGAAUCGUCGGCUGCGGAAAUAGCGUUCCGAAUUUUACCACUAUACGUGCAGAUACUGAUAACGUUAUUGGUCGGUACGACACGACAAUUAAUUGUAAUUCACUGCCACAUUUCCGGUGACUACCGAACGUGGUCCGGUUGGUCUUACUGGGCGGUGACGUCCGUGUGUUUGUUCAGUAGCAACUGGUUACGUUUGUCGCAUCGCGAUAGUGGUGCUAUAAAUUGGGAAGAUAUGCUCCAGAUUUUCUUGUGUUUCAUUCCAUUACUUUCGGAAAUUCAUUUUUGCCGGAUGUGUGCCGAAAUCAAAAAAAGCCACCACAACCUUAACAAAAUGGUGGCGGAUGGAUGUAACUCCACAGCGAAGCUUUCGGCAGUCAGAGCGCAGAGAAAAGCAUUGAUUGAUCGCACGGGAAAAAUUAUCAGUAGCAUAACGUAUGGUGCGCAAAUACUAAUGGUGAUCGGUACAACGGCCGCAGCUGCGGUGUUUGAAGUCCAUCGAGCGCUCCUGUCAACGGAACGUUCCGGACCAGCGGCCGACUUAUUGGAUGUAUUACAACGAUUUCUGAGGCUGUUUGCAUUGUGCAAGGUUUCCGGUGACGUUGGAAAGGUGGCAAACGAAAUCGUGACGAUCUUACUGGACAUAAACCCGAGCACGGACACACAUCUAGAAGACGAAAUUUCAUUUUUCCUGUGGGAAAUUGAGAAUCCUCCUGCAGAAAUGCGCUUAGCGUGCGGUACAUUGGUGCUUGGCCCAAGGUUGUUCGUAUCCGUAAGUUAUAUAUUAUAUCGCUGA